CGAGAAUCGCGUGUGAGGUGUGACAGCUUUGUAGAACACUUUUUUAAAAAUUUAAAGAGCAGAAAAAGACAUUUUAAUAAUAAAGCAUUGAUUAAAUUAAAAACGAUGAUUGCAAAACGGCAUUCUUAGUUCCUGAGUUCCGUCGGCCAAUUUGUUAUUCAUGCAAUCGAUUAACUGACGGAGAUCGAAAUUGGCGCCCCUCUCUACUGUCUCGUUCCCUGUGACAACCUACCCACCAUCGUACUGCCCAUCCCUGAAAGCCUGAAAGUUUCACUUGAGCAUCGUCCCAGAUUUGGAAACGGAGAAAGCAAGAAGCUUUACUCAGUUAGCGCCAUGUCUGCCCGUCGAAGAACGUUGCUAAAGGUCAUCGUCCUCGGCGACAGUGGGGUCGGCAAAACUUCAUUGAUGAAUCAAUAUGUUCAUAAGAGGUUCAGUCAACAGUAUAAAGCAACAAUUGGUGCUGAUUUUGUUACAAAGGAGCUUCAAAUUGAUGAUCGCCUCAUUACCCUGCAAAUAUGGGACACAGCUGGGCAAGAGAGAUUUCAGAGUCUUGGGGUUGCAUUUUAUAGAGGGGCGGAUUGUUGUGUUCAGGUCUAUGAUGUCAAUGUUAUGCGAUCUUUCGAUAGCCUUGAUAACUGGCAUGAAGAAUUUCUCAAACAGGCUAAUCCAUCUGACCCGAAGACGUUUCCUUUUAUUUUAUUGGGAAACAAGGUUGAUAUAGAUGGCGGGAAUAGUAGAGUGGUUUCUGAAAAGAAGGCUAAGGAUUGGUGCACUUCCAAAGGGAACAUACCUUACUUUGAGACAUCGGCGAAGGAGGACAUAAAUGUAGAUGCUGCUUUCUUGUGUAUUGCAAAAGCUGCAUUAGCCAAUGAGCAUGAACAAGACAUAUACUUCCAGGGAGUUUCGGACGUGUCUGCAGAUAACGAGCAAAGAGGCGGUUGUGCAUGCUAAUACAGAUAGAGGAGAAUGAUGAAUGGUUUGAUCAAUUUAGUUUGAUCCAUUUUUGUCAUGAAUCUCUCAGACUCACAUUCCAUUUCUUUUAUUUGGGAGAAGGGGCAGCCGCUGUAUACUUGGCUCUUGUGAUUUGAGCGUUUUGCAUAUCUUAUAUUGUUCACACCCACAUUUUUGCAGCAGUCUGCAAUCAUCUAAAGCAAUCAUUGUUUGUAGUUUUAUUCUCAAUUUUUCUUAAUAAAUAUGGGUUUCAAUUUCAAAGUUGGAAAGUCUUUUCCUGACCAACUACACGAAUUUUUGUAGGGUUUACUUCAUCUAUUAUUCAGAAAAUCAUGAUCC
Molecule: messenger RNA, 1290 nt
Organism: Cuscuta epithymum
Lineage: Eukaryota; Viridiplantae; Streptophyta; Magnoliopsida; Solanales; Convolvulaceae
Source: the annotation of a GenBank genome assembly